CAUGAUGCAGUCAAUCUUCCGGUAAGGCAGACCCAGUUUGUGUCACUAUCAGGAAAUAGACGUGCUUUCAAUUCACACAUUGUUAAUGAAGAUUAUUUGUUAGUCAAAUGAAACCAGUAACUAAAAUGGGUGCUGUAGUUCUGGUGCUAUUUACAAUCGGUGCUUUUAUCAGUCCAGUUAAAUCUCUGGACAAUGGUCUCGCGCUCAAGCCUACAAUGGGUUGGCUGCAUUGGGAGAGAUUCAUGUGCAAUGUCGACUGUGACACGGACCCCAAUAAUUGCAUCAGUGAGAAUCUCUACAUACAGAUGGCAGAUGUGAUGGUGACGGAAGGCUGGAAGGAGGCUGGCUACGAGUAUGUCUGCAUCGAUGACUGUUGGCCCAGCCACCAACGUGACGCCAAGGGACGCCUUCAGGCAGACCCGAAGCGGUUCCCCAGAGGCAUCAAGAAACUGGCCGACUAUGUUCAUUCCAAGGGUCUCAAGUUGGGGAUCUAUGCUGAUUUGGGAACCUUUACAUGUGGAGGCUUUCCAGGGAGCAUGGGAUACUACGACAUCGACGCUCAGACCUUUGCUGAUUGGGGUGUGGAUCUGCUCAAAUUUGAUGGGUGCUACAUGAAGUGGACUUUACUGGGAGAAGGUUACACAAACAUGUCAAUAGCACUGAACCAAACUGGGAGAAGUAUCCUGUACUCCUGUGAGUGGCCACUGUAUGAGUGGCCACACCAUCAGCCAGACUAUGCUGCCAUACGGAAGGCCUGUAACCACUGGCGCAACUUUGCGGAUGUGUAUGACUCCUGGGACAGUGUGAAGACCAUCUUGGACUGGACUGCCGACCAUCAGGAUGUCAUUGUCCCAGCGGCUGGACCUGGGGGCUGGAAUGACCCUGACAUGCUGGUGAUUGGAAACUUUGGCCUGAGUCACGCCCAACAGGAGUCUCAGAUGGCAUUGUGGGCCAUCAUGGCCUCCCCUCUGCUGAUGUCCAAUGACCUGAGAGACAUCUGCCCCCGGUCCAAGCAGCUGCUGCAGAACACAAGGAUCAUCGCCAUCAGUCAGGACCCACUGGGCAGGCAGGGCUAUCGAACCGCCAAGGUGGACAGUUUCGAGGUGUGGGAAAGACACCUGUCUGGUGGCCGGUUGGCUCUGGCAGUGAUGAACAAGCAGGAGAUCGGUGGACCCCGAGGCUUCCCCCUCACCCUGGCCACGCUGCCUAGCUGGAAGAUCUGCCACCCCCAGUGUAAUGUCACCCAGGUCCUGCCCAGCUACAAGGAGCUGGGGGUCCAGACCCUCCUCAGUAAACUUGUGGUGGUGGUCAACCCUUCUGGCACAGCACUGCUAACUGUCACCCCCAUUUAAGUGUGACUUCAACACCCAAUUGCAAUUAUGGAAGGACAUGCCCAACGUGAACAGUUCUUUAGUAUGGUGUAGCUAGCAGACAAGCAUAUGGGCCCUGGCCCUCACCCAGCACUGAUUGAAAUGCACAGGAUUUAUAAGCACUUUAAUUCACAGCAAGUUACGUUGCUUAUUAUGAUUAUUCUAGAUAGUGUGCUUAUUUGCCAAAGAGCCAUGUAUAUGCUCACCUUUGAAUAGGUUAUUUAGUUGGUGUGCUUCCCUUGAAUUAUUAGAGAUUUUUCAUUAUUUUAAGUGUGGAAUGUGUUAGUAAUUGUCCAUGUUUUGUAUGCUAAUUGAUCUGGUCACAAAAAGGAGAUUUGCUGGAUGGCACACCUGAAUGUUCCGAUAUCAAAAAUCAGUAGUACUGUAACAAUUUGGAAAUGUUCACAUUUAAUUAAAGUGGCAAUCUGGAGUUCAAACAAAACCAAAGCCAUCAACCUGCCACUUUUUUGGUAAGCUUCGGGAUGGGUCUGGAAAAACAUUACCACUUAAAUUUACGGUAACACUUCACAACCAGUGUUAUAACAUGGUCAUAACCAUGUCAAUGUCUUAACAGCUUACAUAACUUGUCAAAAUGGGAUCAUAACAUUGUCAUGACCCAUAUUUACACCUGUUGUGACAUUUUUAUGGCUGGUUAUGACACUUGCAUAAGUGUCAACCCACAUUUACUCAAAUGUUUUUUCCCUGCCAAGAAGUCUUGUAAUUCUUUAGUCACUUUUUUCUUCAUAUUUUAGAAAACACUGACUAAAAAAUGCUUUUUGAAAGUGUCUGACCAUAAUAUAUGCCCUUGUCCUGCAUUCAUCCGUCAUCAGCAAGUGUUGGGGUCGGUGCAUGUCUGACAUCAAUGUGUGCGCAAUUGAAAUUUAAUUUGGUCAAUUUUAGAAAAUUAUAGUAAACAUACUGUUGACAAGUAGGCUAUAUGGUGUAAUGGAAUGUUUUGCCUUGUGUGGUAGGUGUCAUAACCAGCCAUAAAAUAACUUCUGCGGUAGGUUUACACUUCUGUAGUCAUCUUAACCAGCCAUAAAAUAAUGCAAUGUAUCAAACUUAUGAUGCUGGGUGUCCACAAAUUUCCACAGGCAAGAACUGAAUUCGAAAUUAUUUUAAAGCGUUCUUUGCUCUACCCUAGUUAGCAUUGGCUGGCGGAACUGCCAACUUCCUUCAAACUACACAAGGAAAAAAAUUGUGUUCAUCUGACUCUGGUUAAGUAGGUCAAGGACUUUAAUCCCAAAAUCUCACCAUACCCCUUUAACCUUAUUUUGGGUUCUUAUCACUUCAAUAUACGUACACACACUAGAUAUGGGACCCCACUAUUGUAAAAAUAUUUGAAGUUAUAGAAAUGCAUUUAUUACAUUUUUAAAUGUGAGCUAAACAAGAAUGUAUACAAACAUUCCUAAAGUAUAAUUUGAUAUUAAUGUAGGCAUACAACAAAUAUACUUAAAUACAUGCAAUUGUCCUUAACACUAUUAGUCCAUUAAUUCCUAUGGAGGACUGCUCCUACUAGGGAGUGCCAAUAUGGCCGAUCAGUGUCUUCAAAGCCUCUCAAUGGCCAAUACAUAGCGUCAGCAUUCUAGGGUUUAUAUACAUAAUUCGGUUCUGAUGGGGUGAGACUGUUGUACUAAGCCCAUGAGGAUACGAUUCAGGCAUGGUUAUUCGCUAGUGUGUUUAUACUGAUGUGCUUCAACCACUCUUGGAAAGGUGAAGUUGUAAAUUCUGGAAUGGCCAAUUACAUCUUCAUAUCCACCAACUGUAAUUGCCAUCACUCUUGCAAUUACCACCAAGGUACAGUUAAAGAGAGAUGAGACAUCUGGUACAAUUUUAAUACAUUUAUUGGGGGGGAAAAUAAGUCCAUCCAAUAGAUUGACCCACAGCCUAGAACUGGAUGACCUGGCCCUGAAAGGAGACAAAAACAAGGUUAUAAGGCAGCUCAGAUAUUCAACCAGCACAUUGAAACUAUUCACCUUUCCACAAUGAAAAAUACAAAACACCCCUUCUGAAUCCAAUCACAUCGACAACUUGUUAACAUUCAUUAGGGCAUAUCUAAAAUCCAAACAAUUCAAGAGCCGCACACGUUAGGCCAGAGAGGGCCUUCAGACUGCUAUUGUCAAUUCCUCUCCAGGCUGUCUAAUAAUCCCUGAGUUCAGAGGAAGCAUGCAUUUUUGUAAUUGACUAAAUGUUCUAUAGAGCAACGAUUUAAAGUGGAAGAGCUCCGAGGUGUAUCAAGGAUAGUUGAACAUUGUCAAAUGUCACCGAUAACACUAAACGUCAUUUAGAUGUCCAGAAACCAUAGACCCCUCAAAGGCAACUCUGGACCCUGAAGCCAGUUCCACUACAUUUUUACAUUGUUCCCCUCGAACCAAGGAUAGAUUUAGACCUGAGACACCAGGUGGGUGAAAUUAAUGAUCAGGCAGAGCAUAAAAAAACAGCAGGCUCUGGACCUUGUAGGGUAAGAGUUUAAUACCCCUGGUAUAGUACAUUCAGAAAGUAUUCAGACCCAUUGACUUUAUUCUUAUUCUAAAAUUGAUUAAAAUUGCCCCCCCCCCUCAUCAAUCUACACACAAUAUGCCAUAAUGACAAAUAAAAAAUAAUUCUCAUUUAAUUCUCACAUUAAAAAUAAACUGAAAUAUCACAUUACCAUAAGUAUUCAGACCCUUUCCAAAUGCACUGUACAUACACACAUUGCUUUUCAUGGCUGUGGAACAAAUACACAACCCAUCCCACAUGCAGAAUAAACACGGGCCCGGAGCAUCUGUGUUGCACUACAUGGCUAGAGUUUGUGCUUACCUUUCUCUUCUUGUCACCUCCCAGCUCAAAGUGCUUGCAUCUCUUGAUGGGCACCAUUCUCUUGGCCCUGCAGUUGGGCUCCACACAC
Molecule: messenger RNA, 4257 nt
Organism: Oncorhynchus kisutch (coho salmon)
Lineage: Eukaryota; Metazoa; Chordata; Actinopteri; Salmoniformes; Salmonidae
Gene: gla
Product: galactosidase, alpha
Exons: 7
Coding region: 108-1352 (414 amino acids)
Biological process (GO): glycoside catabolic process; oligosaccharide metabolic process
Cellular component (GO): cytoplasm
Molecular function (GO): alpha-galactosidase activity
Source: RefSeq, a predicted model, not a curated record